UCUGCCUGUUCACGUCUGCGUGCUUGGGGCUGGCGAAUUGAGGCAACAUGGCGUAGCACAGGGGAGAGGGGGCAGAUGGGAAAGCCGUAAGAGGGAACAAGAAAGAAACACAAAGGGAGAAGUUGAAAUACACUUUCUCGGGGUUGAGAAAACAGGUUGUAAUGGCGAACCAAAACUAACAGGGACGGAUGUUUUAGGAGGACACAGAAGAAAGGUUGUUUCAGCUGCGAAGGGGGGGGCUGGACGCCAGCGCAGGUCAAGAAAUAGUCCAAGAUGGCUGCAGCUUCUUAUGACCAGCUGCUAAAACAGGUGGAGGCACUGAAAAUGGAAAAUUCAAAUCUUCGUCAAGAACUAGAGGAUAACUCGAAUCACCUAACAAAACUUGAGACUGAGGCAUCAAACAUGAAGGAGGUUCUUAAGCAGCUUCAAGGAAGCAUUGAAGAAGAAUCCAUGGGAUCUUCGGGACAAAUUGACUUAUUGGAACGCCUUAAAGAGAUGAACUUGGAUGCCAGCAAUUUUCCUGGAGUAAAGUUAAGACCAAAGGUUCCUCUGCGUUCAUAUGGUAGUCGAGAAGGAUCCAUUUCUGGGAGGUCAGGAGAAAGUAGCCCUGUUCCUAUGGGGUCUUUUCCAAGAAGAGGCUUAUUGAAUGGAAGUCGGGAAAGCACUGGUUAUCUAGAGGAAUUAGAAAAAGAAAGAUCUCUACUAAUUGCUGAACUAGAAAAGGAAGAGAAAGAAAAGGACUGGUACUAUGCACAACUUCAAAAUCUUACCAAAAGGAUUGACAGUCUCCCACUCACUGAAAGUUUUUCUCUACAGACAGAUAUGACAAGGAGGCAGUUAGAAUAUGAUGCACGGCAGAUCAGAGCAGCAAUGGAGGAGCAGCUUGGAACUUGCCAAGAUAUGGAGAAACGAGCUCAGGUUAGAGUGGCUAGAAUUCAGCAAAUUGAAAAAGACAUGCUCCGUAUUAGGCAACAUUUGCAAUCACAAACUACAGAAAUGGAGAAGACUUCUCAAAUCAAGCAUGAUUCUUCUUGUGAUGCUGAAAGACAGAAUGAUGGAGGCCAAGGAACUACAGAGCCUGUUUUGGGCAACACCGGGUGUGGUCAGGGUUCGGGUUGUCGACUGGACCAUGAGACAGCUAGUGAUAUGAGCAGUAGCAGCAGUAGUUAUCCUGUUCCACGAAGAUUAACAAGUCAUCUUGGUACCAAGGUUGAAAUGGUGUAUUCUCUGCUAUCAAUGCUUGGCACCCAUGAUAAGGACGAUAUGUCACGUACUUUGUUGGCAAUGUCAAGUUCCCAGGAUAGUUGUAUAGCAAUGAGACAAUCUGGCUGUCUUCCUCUUCUAAUUCAGCUUCUCCAUGGAAAUGAUAAAGACUCGGUCCUGCUAGGGAAUUCACGGGGUAGCAAAGAAGCUCGUGCAAGAGCAAGUGCAGCACUUCACAAUAUAAUCCAUUCACAGCCAGAUGAUAAAAGAGGACGGCGUGAAAUAAGAGUUCUUCACCUAUUAGAGCAAAUCCGUGCCUACUGUGAAACCUGCUGGGAAUGGCAAGAAGCACACGAGAGAGGGGUAGAUCAGGACAAGAAUCCAAUGCCAUCUCCUGUGGAACAUCAGAUUUGCCCUGCAGUCUGUGUGCUUAUGAAACUAUCAUUUGAUGAAGAGCAUCGGCAUGCAAUGAAUGAACUUGGUGGACUGCAAGCUAUAGGUGAGCUACUGCAAGUAGAUUGUGAAAUGUAUGGAUUAACUAAUGACCACUACAGUGUUACUUUACGGCGUUAUGCUGGAAUGGCUCUCACAAAUUUAACCUUUGGAGAUGUUGCAAAUAAGGCUACUUUAUGUUCCAUGAAAGGAUGUAUGAGAGCAAUGGUGGCUCAGCUUAAAUCAGAGAGUGAGGAUUUACAGCAGGUAAUUGCAAGUGUUUUAAGGAAUUUAUCCUGGCGUGCUGAUGUUAACAGUAAAAAGACUCUUCGAGAAGUAGGAAGUGUUAAAGCCCUCAUGGAAUGUGCCCUGGAAGUCAAAAAAGAAUCAACCCUAAAGAGUGUUCUUAGUGCUUUAUGGAAUCUUUCUGCACACUGCACUGAAAAUAAAGCUGACAUCUGCUCAGUUGAUGGUGCAUUGGCCUUUCUGGUUGGCAGUUUAACCUACAGAAGUCAGACCAACACUUUAGCAAUAAUUGAAAGUGGCGGUGGCAUCCUAAGGAAUGUGUCCAGUCUGAUUGCCACAAAUGAAGAUCAUAGGCAAAUAUUGAGAGAAAAUAACUGUCUACAAACACUGUUACAACAUCUCAAGUCUCACAGUUUGACAAUAGUUAGUAAUGCUUGUGGAACUUUGUGGAAUCUAUCAGCAAGAAAUGCAAAGGACCAAGAAUCCUUAUGGGAUAUGGGAGCUGUGAGCAUGCUUAAAAAUCUCAUCCAUUCAAAGCAUAAAAUGAUUGCAAUGGGUAGUGCUGCAGCUUUGAGGAAUUUAAUGGCUAAUCGACCUGCCAAAUACAAGGAUGCCAAUAUCAUGUCCCCUGGAUCUAGCUUGCCAUCUUUACAUGUCAGGAAGCAGAAAGCACUAAUUGAAGAGCUAGAUGCACAGCAUUUAUCAGAAACAUUUGAUAACAUUGACAAUUUAAGUCCCAAAACGUCGCAUCGUAAUAAGCCAAGACAUAAACAGAAUGUAUAUAGUGAGUAUGUUUUAGAUCCUGGACGUCAUAAUGAUGAUGGAUUAUGUAGGUCUGAGAAUUUUACCAGUAAUCUGAGCAUUCAUCCUCCAUACAUGAAUACUACUGUUUUGCCUGGAUCAUCCACAAGAGAAACUAGAGGCAAUAUUGAGAGCUCUAGGACUGAUAAAGAAAGGAGCCUCGACAGGGAGAGAAAAGGAUCUUUACCAAGUGGUUACCAUUCUGUACCUGAAGGCAAUUCUAAAAGAAUUGGAUUACAAAUGUCUACCACUGCAGCACAGAUUGCUAAAGUUAUGGAAGAAGUCCAAAGCAGCAUGCAGCUAUCCCAAGAUGAACGAAGUGCUGCAGGGGACAAGCAUUGCAUGCAGGAAGAAAGGAGUGGUUUGAGAAGACAAGCUGCCACACACAGUCAUAGUAAUGUCUAUAACUUCACUAAGACUGAUCAUUCUAAUAGGACAUGUUCUGUGCCCUAUGGAAAUAUAGACUACAGAGCCUCUAAUGACAGUCUUAAUAGUGUCAGCAGCAGUGAUGGAUAUGGCAAAAGAGGUCAAAUGAAGCCAUCCAUUGAAUCUUACUCGGAGGAUGAUGAAGGCAAGUUUUGUAGUUAUGGAAAGUACCCAGCUGAUUUAGCUCACAAGAUACAUAGUGCCAAUCACAUGGAAGACAAUGAUGGAGAAUUGGACACACCAAUAAAUUAUAGUCUUAAGUAUUCAGAUGAGCAGUUAAACUCUGGAAGACAGAGCCCAAGCCAGCAUGAAAGAUGGCUAAGACCUAAACACCUGGUGGAAGAAGAAAUGAAAAGGAAUGACCAUAAAUCCACAAGAAUGCAAAAUCAAAGUUAUUCAAUGUAUAAUGAAAACAGCGGUGAAGCAGAUGAUAAACACAUGAAAUUUCAGUCCCUAUUUGGACAGCCAGAAUGUGCUGGUCCUUUUAGAUCAAGGGGAUCCAACAGCUCAGAGCAAAGUAGAGCUAGUUCUAAUCAUGCUAUUAACCAAAAAAUGAAUCAGUCACUGUGCCAGGUAGAUGAUUAUGAUGAUGAUAAGCCAACCAACUAUAGUGAAAGAUAUUCUGAAGAAGAGCAACGUGAAGAUGAUCAACCAACAAACUAUAGCAUAAAAUACAGUGAUGAUCAGCAUCAUGUUGAGCAGCCAAUUGACUACAGUGUGAAGUACACUUCUGAUAUUCAGCCCUCUCAAAAAUCAAGGUUUACCCAUUCAAAGACAACAUCUGCUACUAAUAUAACCAAGGAACUUAAAAGCCAAAAUUCUGGAAACUCUGCGGCAGCCAAAUCUUCUAACAGACAAAAUCAACUUCAUCCCUCUUCAGCUCACACAAGAACAGGUUCUACUCAGGUACUGCAGAAACCAGCGUCAUGUAAAGCUCCAUCCAUUAAUCAAGAAACAAUUCAAACAUAUUGUGUCGAAGAUACACCAAUCUGUUUUUCACGAGGCAGUUCUUUGUCUUCACUGUCAUCUGCAGAGGAUGAAAUGGAAGGACGUGAACAGUCUGCAAACGUCUCAAGUAACUACCCUACCUUACCCAUUGCUGACAAAGAAUCUACCAGUGUCCUGUGUACAGAUCCUCCAGUAGCUGAAAGUCAACCACCGCCUCAGUAUGUGAGAAUAAAAACUUCACGACAUCAUGGAGCCAACGUUUCAGGCACUGAUGGUUCUAGACACAAGGCUGUUGAAUUCUCUGGUGCCAAAUCUCCAUCAAAAAGUGGUGCACAAACUCCUAAAAGCCCUCCGGAACAUUAUGUACAAGAAACUCCUCUAAUGUUUAGCAGGUGUACUUCGGUCAGCUCUUUGGAUAGUUUUGAAAGCCACUCAAUUGCUAGUUCAGUGCAGAGUGAGCCAGGAAGUGAAAUGGUCAGUGGCAUUAUUAGUCCAAGUGAUCUCCCAGACAGUCCUGGACAAACAAUGCCCCCAAGCAGAAGCAAAACCCCUCCACCACCUCAUCCAGUUUCCGUGAAAAAUAAAGUCAAAAUACCAACUAGCGCCGAAAAAAGAGAUUUGGCCCCGCGCCAUGUUGCUGUGAGUGCUGCUGUUCAAAGAGUCCAGGUGCUGCCAGACAAUGAUACAUUAAUGCAUUUUGCAAUAGAAAGCACACCUGAUGGCUUCUCUUGUGCAUCAAGCUUAAGUGCUUUAAGCCUUGAUGAGCCUUAUAUUCAGAAAGAUGUUGAAUUAAGAAUAAUGCCUCCAGUUCAUGAAGAUGACAAUGGUAUUGAGGGAGAGACAGAAAAGGAGGAAGAUACAAAAGAGAAUAAAGUUAAGGAUAAACCAGAAGUACUAAAUGAACCUGAAAAGGAUAUACUUGAUGAUUCGGAUGAUGAUGAUAUUGGAAUACUAGAGGAAUGUAUUAAUUCUGCUAUGCCAACUAAGUCUUCAAGGAAAAACAAAAAGCCAUCCCCAUCUGGCACGUCAAGAAUUCCCCCGCCAGUAGCCAGAAAGCCUAGUCAGUUGCCAGUGUAUAAACUUCUCCCACCUCAAAGCAGAGGUCCUCAAAAGCAUGUCAGUUUUACACAUGGAGAAGACAUGCCUCGGAUCUAUUGUGUUGAGGGUACGCCAAUAAAUUUUUCAACUGCAACAUCUCUUAGUGAUCUUACAAUAGAUUCUCCCCCUAAUGAGUUAGCUGCAGUUGACAGUAUUGGUGGCAACACUGUAUCUGCUCACAUGGAAAGACGUGAUACAAUUCCAACAGAAGGAAGAAGCACUGAUGGCAAAGAUGCAGGGAAAAAUUCUUCGGUAUCUGCUUCUGAACUAGAUGAUGAAAAAGCAGAAGGUGAUGAUAUUCUUGCUGAAUGCAUCAGCUCGGCAAUGCCAAAAGGUAAAAGUCAUAAACCUUUCAAAGUAAAGAAGAUUAUAGAUCAGGUACAACAGUCAUCAGGCAGCAGCACUCAGCUAGACACAGAUAAAAGGAAGCCUACUUCACCAGUAAAGCCUAUGCCUCAAAAUAGUGAAUAUAGAGCACGUGUGUCUAAAAGGACCGAGGCAGUCAGUUAUCCCUCUGAUAGCCCCUACAAUGAAACAAGCAAAGCUCAUAAAAAACGGGAGCCUAAAAAUAUUUCUACAGAGUGUUCUGACAAACCUCCCAAUAGUGAAGAAUGUCCACGUGGAAGCUUUGCCUUUGAUUCUCCUCAUCAUUACACUCCAAUAGAGGGUACCCCAUAUUGCUUUUCACGAAAUGAUUCAUUAAGUUCACUAGACUUUGAAGAGGAUGACCUUGAUUUUUCAAAAGAGAAAGCCGAACUUAAAAAAGAAAAAGAGCAGAAAAAAGUACCUGUAAAAAAAGUAAAUGAACAGGCUUCAAACCAGUCAUCUGUUAAUAGAGCCAAUAUGUACCAGAGGCCAGCUCAAAGCAGAACCAUUACAAAACCUUUACUGCAAAAACAAACAUUUCCUCAGGUAUUAAAAGAAAAUACAGGUUCUGUGACAGAUGAAAAAUUGCAGAAUUUUUCGAUUGAGGAUACUCCAGUCUGCUUUUCAAGGAAUUCUUCACUUAGCUCUCUGAGUGAUAUUGAUCAGGAGAAUAAUAAUAAAGAAAUGCGUCUUUCCCACAAGAAAGAGCGCACCAGUGUAGAGGUAGAAGGGACAAGGCCACAGGGUUUGGGCUAUGCUCCAAAAGCAUUUCAUGUUGAAGAUACGCCUGUUUGUUUUUCUAGGAACAGUUCUCUGAGUUCUCUUAGCAUUGAUUCAGAAGAUGAUCUUUUGCAAGAGUGUAUUAGUUCUGCAAUGCCUAAAAGGAAAAAGCAGACUACCAGACCAAAAGAUGAAGAUGGUGGAUUAAGCAAUGAUAAAAACAUGGUUGGUAUGGUAACAGAGGAGUCAGAUUUAACUUUAGAACUGAGAGACAUCCAAAGUCCAAUUUCUGAGCAGGCUCUCUCUCCAGACUCUGAAACAUUUGAUUGGAAGGCUAUUCAGGAAGGUGCCAAUUCUAUUGUAAGCAGCUUACAUCAGGCAGCUGCUGCUAGUCUUUCUAGACAAGCCUCAUCAGAUUCAGAUUCAAUCCUGUCCCUUAAGUCUGGAAUAUCUUUUGGCUCUCCCUUUCAUCUUACACCUGAUCAAGAAGAAAAACCUUUCACUUCAAAUAAAGGUCCAAGAAUAUUAAAAGCUGGAGAGAAGAGCACAUUAGAAUCUAAGAAGAAAGAUGAAGAACAGAUCAAAAGUCUAAAGGGAGGUAAAAAAGUUUAUAAAAGUUUAAUCACUGGGAAGGCACGGCCUAGUACUGAAAACACUUCCUCACAGCCAAAGCAGCCUCAUCCUGUUCCUGCUGUUCCCGUGAUUUCCCGUGGACGAACUAUGAUCCAUAUUCCUGGAGUCCGUAACAGCUCCCCUAGUACAAGUCCAGUGUCUAAAACUACACCUCCCAAAAAUUCUACCUCAAAAGGUUCCACUCCAGCUCAAAUAUCCAGCAACUCUCCCAGAAGUGGUAAACCACCAGGAAAAUCUGAGACCAGCUCUGUAAACAAACAGCAGUGUGCUCAGGGUGGAUCAAGUAAAGGUUCUUCCAGAUCAGGAUCAAGAGAUUCAACACCCUCCAGGCCUGCGCAACAGCCAUUAACAAGACCUGUUCAGUCACCUGGCCGCACUUCUAUAUCCCCAGGGCGAAAUGGUAUUAGCCCUCCAAAUAGGCUGUCCCAGCUUCCUCGCACAUCUUCCCCAAGUACUACAUCAGCUAAAUCCCCAGGAAGAAUGACUUAUUCUUCACCUGGUAGACAUCUAAGCCAGCAAACCCCAACCAAGCAAAGUGGCCUGCCCAGAAGUGCCAGUGGCAUUCCAAGAAGUGAAUCUGCCUCAAAGGGGCUAAACCAGAGUGCUGCUCCAGGGGCUAACAAAAAGGUAGAAUUAUCUAGAAUGUCAUCAACAAAAUCAAGUGGAAGUGAGUCUGAUCGAUCGGAAAGACCUAUUUUGGUACGUCAGUCGACAUUUAUCAAAGAAGCCCCUAGCCCGACACUAAAAAGAAAGCUUGAAGAAUCUGCUUCAUUUGAAUCAUUAUCUCCUUCAUCAAGGCCAGUUUCUCCUAGCAGAUCUCAAUCCCAAACACCAGUAUUAAGUCCAUCACUGCCAGAUAUGUCCUUGACUUUGCCCAAUCAAGGUAGUUGUUGGAAAAAGUCAUCCCCAAGCCAAAACUCUUCUUCUGAAAAUGGAGAUGGACGGUCUUUGAGGAGGCAUGAUAUUUCCCGUUCUCAUUCAGAAAGUCCUUCUAGACUACCAGUGAACCGAUCAGGCACAUGGAAACGAGAACACAGCAAACAUUCUUCUUCAUUGCCAAGAGUCAGCACUUGGAAAAGAACUGGAAGCUCAUCCUCUAUUCUUUCUGCCUCUUCUGAAUCAAGUGAAAAAGCAAGAAGUGAAGAUGAAAAACAACAUUCAAGUUCCAUGCAGGUAAACAAACACAGAGAAAACCAUGGCCCUUUAAAGGGAACAUGGAGAAAAAUUAAAGAAAGCGAAAUCCCUCAGCUUCUGACUAACCAAACGCAAAAUAUAUCUGCUGAUGUAGCAGGUGGUGACUCUAAGCCACUGGUUUAUCAAAUGGCUCCUGCUGUUUCUAAAACUGAAGAUGUGUGGGUGAGAAUUGAGGACUGUCCAAUUAAUAAUCCCAGAUCUGGAAAAUCGCCAACUGCAAAUACUCCACCCAUUAUUGAUGGCUAUUCUGAAAAAUUGACUGAUGAGACAGAAGGGUGUAAUUCAAAGACAAAACAUUUAGUAGGGACUGAUGGAACUCCGGUUCGCAUUUCUGGAUUAGACACUCGUUUAAAUUCAUAUGUAAAAAAUGAAAGCACUGAAAAGAGAACAGCUGAUGCCAAAACCUCAGCAGGUAAUCCUGCUGCAACACCAGACACCUGUGAAAAUACUCUCAAUGAGCGCACACCCUUUAGUUCUUCAAAUUCUAGUAAGCACAGUUCACCCAGUGGUGCUGUAGCUGCCAGAGUGACUCCUUUUAAUUAUAAUCCCAGCCCCCGGAAGAGCAGUACAGAUAACACCUCUGUUCGGCCCUCACAAAUUCCAACACCUAUAAACAGCAGCGCAAAAAAGCGUGACUCCAAAGGAGAAGGUGCAGAUUCUAGUGGAAACCAGAGCCCUAAGCGACUUUCUGGGUCAUACCUUGUAACAUCCGUGUAAAAUGGAGAUGAUGACUUGAACUCUGGUUGAAACAUUUUAAAUAAAGUACUUUGGUGCAUUUUUGCUGUAUAAACUGCUGGAACAAAAACAUUUUUGUAAAUAUAUAUUUUUUUUCCUUUAUUCAAGAGGGUAAGUGUUCCAUAAGCCAUAUUUGACAAAGGCACUGUCAUUUUGCUGAUUAAAAUGUGGCUGGCACACUUAAUAAACAGAACGAGGUUGCUGUAGUUGGCAAGAAAAUUUGUAUUGUACAGAUUGUUUUACAUUUAUUUACUAUUUAAGCAGAAAGAAUCUGCCACAAUCCUGUGUGUCUUGCUUGUCUUUUAAAAAGAGAACAAAUUAACUAGAACACUACACAUUUUGGAGGCAGUAAAUCACUAAUAUACUGUGCUGUACUAAUUUUAAUAUUUAAAUUUUUUUCCUGAUCAGUUUCCCAAUGCCCAUUUGGCUGUAGAUCAGUUGCACAAAGCAAAAUCAUUAAAUAUAAUGAUUGUGCUAUUCCAUUUAAAACUUCCCUGGUCCCUGCUCUGUUGCAUGAUUUAAACUGAUGGUUUGUUUCCUGAAGUAAAGAUUAACAUUUCUGUGGUCACAUGAUGUGCAUAGAUAGCUAUGGUGUAACAAUUUACACUGUGUGUGUGCUCUGAAACUAAAUAAGGAGUUAUCUGUAACCCUGAAACAUGGAUGAGGUUAUUUUACCUGAAAUAGAUUAUUGGAAAUUAGGAGGUUCCUUUGCUAUGCUGUUAACAUGUUGUAUAUUCCGUUAUUUGAGGUGAGAUGGCUGCUCUUUUAAUAAUGAGACAUGGGUAUUGUCUCAAAAGGACUAAAUGAAAAUUGCAAAUAAAUUAUUACUGUAUGUA
Molecule: messenger RNA, 9638 nt
Organism: Erpetoichthys calabaricus (reedfish)
Lineage: Eukaryota; Metazoa; Chordata; Cladistia; Polypteriformes; Polypteridae
Gene: apc
Product: APC regulator of WNT signaling pathway
Biological process (GO): negative regulation of microtubule depolymerization; nervous system development; Wnt signaling pathway
Cellular component (GO): catenin complex; beta-catenin destruction complex; cytoplasmic microtubule
Molecular function (GO): gamma-catenin binding; microtubule binding; beta-catenin binding
Source: RefSeq, a predicted model, not a curated record